Trypanosoma cruzi is the source of this 738-nucleotide messenger RNA. RefSeq lists its product as uncharacterized. The transcript has a single exon. Bases 1 to 738 code for a protein of 245 amino acids. The record is from RefSeq and is a predicted model, not a curated record. NCBI's taxonomy places the organism in Eukaryota, Euglenozoa, Kinetoplastea, Trypanosomatida, Trypanosomatidae.
AUGCUGCGGUGUGCGUCGCGCGUCUGUCGGGCCGCCUCCCUGUUGGGUUACCCGCUGCGCCGGGCAGCCGCGAUGGAAAUGUUGUACGGCGGUGUGCGUGUGCAGCACCUUGCACAGUCGCCGUUCUCCCUCCGGAAGACGCAGUCAGAGGCGCUUCCGUCCCCGUCGCUGCAGCGCGAGCGGGACGAUCUGGAGCUGGAGGUGAAGGACUCUGCCAACAAUGUGAUGGGGCUCCGCCUUUUCCCCAUUAACAUUGGGAUGCGGGCGAGGAACGAGGCGGUGCGGCUGCGAAGCGAAGACUGCUACAAGCGACUACUGGCACAGCGGCAGUGUGCAGAGGUGGGCGAGGCGCUGAAGUUUCCCGUUCCGUCGAGCCUUUCCGCCGGUGAGCACAAAGACGCCACCGCGUCUAGGCAGCUUUACGCAACGCAUUUUCACCCACCAUCGUCCAGGCUUUCCAUCCUUACCCGGCCCGUUGACUGUAGCGACUGCAAGGUGAAAACAACACCAUCCGAUGUUGCGGUAUAUCACCCUCGUGCAUGGAGACCCUUGCAGAUGUUAAAGCCGAUGCCGCACAACUGGAGCCCCACACUGCGUUCCUCUGGAGUGCGCGGGCCGCACAUGCAGCUUAUGCAAGAGCGACUGGAUGGAAAGGGAUUUGGAUGGAAACGCAAAUCCAGAUUUCUGUGGCAACAAGAUAUUGAUACCGCUGGAUUUAGGCCGAAGCGCUUCUUUUAG